AUGGAAAAAUACUUCUUAUGGAUCAUCUUUUUCUAUAGCCAUCUUUUACCAUCGCUACAUUCACAGAUAUUUCAAUCUCGUAUUUACUUAACUGCAUUUGGCACUGCAUUUCAACCUAGAAGCCCAAUUGAAAUACUAAGUUCAUCUUCACAAAUUCAAUCUUUAUUUAGAUGUGCAAUGCAAUGUAAUCAAAAUCGGCAGUGUCGUACAUUUGAUUACAAUUAUUUACCACUCGUCUGUCGCCUAUUUGAAGGUGAAUUAUCGACAGGAAAUAUUUUAUAUAAUAUCACAUCAUCAUCCAGAAUAGGAGCAAUCCUUUACGAUGUUACCAUUCAGAGCUAUUCUUCAUAUGGUCAAACAUGCGAGCAAUGUGGCAUGGGUAUCAACAGAUACCUCCAGUGUAUUAACGAUACAUGUCAAUGUCCACCGGAUACGUUUUGGAAUGGGCAAAUGUGCUUGAAUCAAUUGUAUAAUGGAUCGAAUUGUAAUUAUUCGUUGCCAUCUUGUCGGCAAGACUUGAAUCUCUCUUGUUCAUAUCAAACAAGCAAAUGUACAGGGUUGGAAAUAGGAGGUAUGAUUCAAAAUACUAUAUCAAUUUGA
Rotaria socialis is the source of this 600-nucleotide messenger RNA. The record is from the annotation of a GenBank genome assembly. NCBI's taxonomy places the organism in Eukaryota, Metazoa, Rotifera, Eurotatoria, Philodinida, Philodinidae.